AAUGAUUAUGACGCGCCGUCUUCCUGCUUCCUUCAGCCGCGUCUUAAAGUGAAUCUUGUUGGUGCGAGCGCGCGCUCUCAGCCUCCUCCUGGCCGCGUGCGCUGAGACAUACAGUUUUCAUGCAGAGAGAGGAGCGGCGCACAAGAGCUCUUUCUCUAUCUCACUCUCUUCGCUCUCGCUUGUCCCGAGAAAUUACAAUAUUCAUCACGGGGCGAACAACCCUCUGUAUUCUCUGUUACACUAUCGCGAAGAAGCUCAAUUCGCUCUCAUCUUCAGAGUUCCCAGGGUUCUCGAGCUGUGCCCAGCUGACAGGCUUUCAAAGAUGGCACAAUAACAGUUCCAGUGAUGCCUGACCAUGACAGCACAUCCCUCUUAAGCAGACAAACCAAGAGAAGAAGAGUUGACAUAGGAGUGAAGAGGACUGUUGGGCAAGCAUCUGUGGUUUUCACCCGAGCAAAAGCAACCUUUCUUAGUGCCAUGAAUCCCCACGGUUCCGAGCAGGAUGUUGAGUGUUCUGUGGUGCAGCACGCAGACGGCGAGAAGUCCAACGUGCUCCGCAAGCUGUUGAAGAGGGCGAACUCUUACGAAGACGCUAUGAUGCCCUUUCCGGCAACCAUCAUCUCCCAGCUUCUGAAAAACAAUUUGACCAAAAAUGGAGGCAGCGAGCCUAAUUUCCAGGGAAGUGGCCUCUCGAGCACCGGUUCAGAGAUCCAGCAGGAGGAUGCUUGCAGCAAUUCCUCACGGGGCAGCCCUCAGGAGUGCCUUUCACCAUUCAACAGGCCCUCCAUGACCCAGUUUGAAAUGGAGAGGCUAACAGAUGAGCAUCUUAGGGCCAAACGAGCCCGGGUGGAGAACAUCAUCCGUGGGAUGAGCCAUUCUCCCAGCGUCACGCUCCGUGCAGGUGAUAAUGAGCGCGAGGGGGCAGCCCAGCCCCCGAGUCCUCGUGAGAACUACCGGGAAAACAAGCGCAAACAGAAACUGCCACAGCAGCAGCAACAGAGUUUCCAACAACUCGUCUCUGCGCGCAAAGAGCAGAAACACGAAGAACGCCGACAAUUGAAACUGCAGCUGGAGGACAUGCAAAAGCAGCUCCGGCAGCUGCAAGAGAAGUUCUACCAGAUUUACGACAGCACAGACUCCGAAAACGAUGAAGAUGGGAACAUCUCCGAAGACAGUAUGCGUUCCGACAGAAUGGACAAUCGUGCCCACGACUCUGUCCCAGAUCGCUCCGACAACGAGAUGUCUGAUGUGGAUCCGGGGCACUUCUUGGACCGAGCAUGCGCUCUUAUUCGGGAGCAGACCUUGGUGUCAGAGGGGGACAAACCCAAGCGCGACAGCUCACGAGGAAAGAGCCAGGGACCAACCUCCAUGCAUGCUGAGGGCAAACAGCUAGCAGAGACGCUAAAACAAGAGCUUAAUACAGCAAUGUCCCAGGUAGUGGACACCGUGGUCAAGGUCUUCGCUAAGCCUCCACGUCCAGUUCCUCAGGUUUUCCCACCCCUGCAGAUGCCCCCCGAUCGUUUCGCAGUCAAUGGAGAAAACCCAAACUUCCAUACUGCCAACCAGCGCUUGCAAUGUUUCGGUGAUGUCAUCAUUCCUAACCCCCUGGACACUUUUGCGAACAUGCAGGUGCCCAACUCGAAUGACCAAACGGAGGCCCUGCCCCUGGUAGUGAGAAAGAACUCUUCAGACCAGCCUGGGUCUCUUCCCACACCCGGGGGUCACCACCAUCCCUCCCUGCACCCCUCGCCCUUAUCUUCCACAAUGGGCUUUAGUCCUCCAUCUUUCCGCCAUCCUUUCCCCCUUCCUCUAAUGGGCUACCCUUUCCAGAGCCCCUUAGGCGCCCCAACAGGGCCUUACCCAGGAAAGGAUAGGUCUUCUCCCGAGUCUCUGGACCUGUCCAGAGAGACCACCAGCCUACGGACCAAGAUGUCGUCCAACCACCUCAGCCACCAUCGUUCCAUCUCACCAACACACCCAGGGAAUGAAGGCUUGUCCUUGUCCCUCAUCAAGUCAGAGUGCGGAGACCUUCAGGACAUGUCUGACAUCUCCCCCUAUUCAGGAAGUACAAUCCAAGAGGGGCUUUCCCCGAACCAUCUGAAGAAGGCCAAGCUGAUGUUCUUCUACACACGCUACCCCAGCUCCAACAUGCUGAAGAUGUUCUUCUCAGACGUGAAGUUCAACCGCUGCAUCACAUCUCAGCUGAUCAAGUGGUUCAGCAACUUCCGCGAGUUCUACUACAUCCAGAUGGAGAAAUUCGCUCGGCAGGCCAUCAACGACGGCGUGACAGGGGCAGACGAGCUGAGCGUGAGCCGGGACUGCGAGCUUUUCCGCGCUCUCAACAUGCACUACAACAAGGCCAAUGAUUUUGAGCAGGUUCCGGAGCGAUUCCUGGAAGUGGCACAGAUCACGUUACGGGAGUUUUUCAAUGCCAUUGUGGCAGGCAAAGAUGUUGAUCCUUCCUGGAAGAAGGCCAUAUACAAGGUCAUCUGCAAGCUGGACAGUGAGGUCCCAGAGAUUUUCAAAUCUCCCAAUUGUCUGCAGGAGCUUCUGCAUGAGUAGUGAUUUGAAUUGCUUACCAAGUAUCAUCCCUACUUUUCCCGAAUCUUUACAAAGUAAGAGGUAGCAUUCCUAUUUUUAAGUCCCGGCUACUUUUGAAUGACUUAGCUGUUGAUUUUUUUUUUUUUUUUUUUUUUUUGUGCUUCUUUUUGGGAAAGUCUAUAAGAUUCUUGAUUGUUUUGACUGUAUUCGAUUCCUUACCCCCUUUUCCCCUUGCCUUUAAAACGGGCAUUACUGUGUUUACCACACGAUGGUUAACAAACGGAACUGACACCCCGAUUUUCUCUUUUAUUGGUCUUUUUUGUUGAGGGCUUUGUUUUAUCCCCGGAUGUUUGCAAUGUGUGAUGGUUUUACUAUUGCUGAAUAAGACUUGCAUUUGUAGCUUGUAUAGAUGUAAUUAUUAUUUAUGAUUAAUAUAAUUAUUACCAUUAAUGUUAUUAAUGCUUGCUGCAAAAAAGGACGAAAGCAAAAGAAAGACAAAAAAUUGACAUGUGGUAUUCUUGUUUCUCAUGGCAAUGCUACAGAAAAUAAAUUAUUCUUUGGACAAAAAAAUAAUAAUAAUAAAGAGGGGUAUACAUUUUCUAUGUGGGAAAUUCAUAUAUAUAAUAUAUAUAUAUUUGAUGUUAUUCUUGAAAGAAAUAGCAUUAACUGUUUUUUUGGUUUAGCCAUUCUUCUAUGUUGGCUAGGGUCCAAUGUUCUUGUGUUUUGUGUCCACAUUGAUAGCAGUGGCUCUAGGGAGGGAGGCCUACUCGUAGGUUUUUUUUUUUCCUUCACGGAGCAGCCUCUCCUGUAACUAAGCAACAUGGCCAUUUCAUACUGGGGCAAGCCAGUUCGGCACAAAAAAAAAUGGACGCCUUCCCACUGAGAAACCAUUCUUGCUCAUAAAAAGCACACUGUCACAACUGCUCACAUAAACACACAAACACACACACCCCGCUCUCAUACAUACACGCUAAUUCACAAACACAAACACGUGCCGUACGGCGUCAAGACGAGAGAAUUGUUGUUGUUGUGGAUUUUUUCCACCUGCUAGCUGGGAACACCUCUAUAAUUGGACCGUAAAUUUAGUAGAUUGUCUCCAGUUUGGUUUACAGUGUUGGCUGAGAAUAAUUAUUUAGCAAAAGUAAAACUGUUUUGUUUUUUGUUGCUUUUUUUUUUCUUUCUACGUACUGGAUUGUACAUAGUUUAUUUGUUAGAAAAUGUACAGAUUUGCUUAAUAUUCACAAUCAUCUGAUUAUGCUAUGGCAGUGUACAGUUUAUCAGUAGUGAAACUUCAUGUUAGACUUUUGAGUUCAAUUGUACAUUUUUAUGAAUCAUAUGAAGAAUUGAAUUUUAGAAGCUAAGCCUGCGCCACGCAAAUGUAACCAAUCACAACAAUUACCCCCCAAAAAGCACAGUUUCUUAUCAAAACGCUGUCCACAAAAAAGAGAAAAGAAAAGAGGGCCUUCAGACUCUUUGUGCAUCCCUUCCUAGUUCAUAAAUAAGAGUCGGCAGUAGAGGGCAAGGGCUGGACAUGUGAUCUGCUCUGGAAGCCUGUGCCGUUUGCAUUGGGCAAAUCCAGCUGAUGAAUUGAAACGCAGGCCGGCAAUUAUUGUCAGCACAAUGCCUUAAAAAACCUGCUGACUUCUAGAUUAAUGGGCACAAAA
Messenger RNA from Labeo rohita (rohu), 4205 nucleotides. RefSeq names its product prospero homeobox 1a (gene prox1a). Lineage: Eukaryota; Metazoa; Chordata; Actinopteri; Cypriniformes; Cyprinidae. Gene Ontology annotation, cellular component: nucleus. Gene Ontology annotation, biological process: regulation of transcription by RNA polymerase II. Gene Ontology annotation, molecular function: RNA polymerase II cis-regulatory region sequence-specific DNA binding; DNA-binding transcription factor activity, RNA polymerase II-specific. The record is from RefSeq and is a predicted model, not a curated record.